Messenger RNA from Brenthis ino (lesser marbled fritillary), 1170 nucleotides. The record is from the annotation of a GenBank genome assembly. NCBI's taxonomy places the organism in Eukaryota, Metazoa, Arthropoda, Insecta, Lepidoptera, Nymphalidae.
AUGUCUUUAUACGACGAUCUUGAUACCAUAAAAGCUCGUACUACCGAAAAAGUAGCAGAGUGGUCUUCAGGAAUUAAACUACUGCAGUCUCAAUUACAACUCAAAAAGGCUGCAGUUACUCAACCCAAGAGAGAAGCUUUACGGCGAUCAAAUCAGGUUUUAACACCAGUGAUAGACCUGAAGAGUAAACAGAAAGAUGAUGAUGAGGCAAAUUCAAGCAGUCCAAAGGUACAACCAAAAACAUUUGCAGCUUCGUUAAAUGUUCGUGAUUUUGAUUGGAAUGUUGCAAAUGAAUAUGAUCCUAUGUGGCCCAAUGACUAUGAAAAGGUUGCUAAAGAAAUGCAAGCUAAAAGGUUAAAUCUUGAUGGCAAUGAAAGAAGUGAUAGAUUAGAAAGAAAGAGGAAAUCUAGAUUUGGUGAUGAUGAAGAUGUAACUCCAGAGAAGACUUUAGUGCCUAUGCAACCUGAGGAAGAAGAAGCAGAGGAAAUCUCAAAGAGAGCAACUGGAGUUGCCAUAGCACCCCCACCCUCACUAACUGUGGAGUCUCUUUCACCACCUCCACCAAUCAUUACACCCCCUGCAAAUACAGGGUUUUCAAUUGGUGGGUAUGGUGCAAGUUCAGUAGCUGCUAAAAUUAUGGCAAAAUAUGGUUUUAAGGAAGGACAAGGGUUAGGUAAAAAAGAGCAAGGGAUGUCAGUUGCACUUCAAGUGGAGAAAACGUCUAAAAGAGGUGGCCGAAUUAUUCAUGAGAAAGAUAGUACUAUGCCACCACCUAGUUUUGCUAUGCCAGCACUACCAGGAUCAGAUUCUCCUAAUUCUUCAAACUCUCCACUGCUUUCAAAACAUGAACCUUCUAUAACCGAAAUCAUGAAAUCACCCAGUAAAGUGGUUCUUCUAAGGAAUAUGGUAGGUCCAGGCGAUGUCGAUGAAGAGCUGGAACCGGAAGUAAAAGAUGAAUGUAAUACAAAAUAUGGAGACGUUGUAAAGGUGUUGAUAUUUGAAAUGCCUAAUGUUCCACAUGAUGAGGCAGUUAGAAUCUUUGUAGAGUUUAAAAGAAUUGAAAGUGCUAUCAAAGCAGUAGUGGACUUAAAUGGAAGGUUUUUUGGUGGUAGGCAGGUUAAAGCUGGCUUUUACAGUGUAGAAAAGUUUAAUACAUUACAACUGACUGAA